Molecule: messenger RNA, 420 nt
Organism: Fusarium redolens
Lineage: Eukaryota; Fungi; Ascomycota; Sordariomycetes; Hypocreales; Nectriaceae
Product: Cerato-platanin
Exons: 2
Coding region: 1-420 (139 amino acids)
Source: RefSeq, a predicted model, not a curated record
AUGAAGCUGUCCGGUGUCCUCUCUGCUCUUGCUCUUACCUCCGCCGUCUCGGCUACCACUGUCUCCUACGACACCGGCUACGAUGACAAGUCCCGCCCCAUGACUGCUGUCUCUUGCUCUGAUGGCAAGAACGGUCUCAUCACCAAGUAUGGCUGGAAGACUCAGGGCAACAUCCCUACCAAGUACGUCGGUGGUGUCAACAUCAUUGAGGGCUGGAACUCCGCCAACUGUGGUGGCUGCUACCGCCUCGAGUACAAGGGCAAGAAGAUCAACGUCCUCGCUAUCGACCACGCUGCCUCUGGCUUCAACAUCGGCCUCGAUGCCAUGAACGCCCUCACAAACGGCCAGGCUGUCAAGCUCGGCCGCAUCAACGCCCAGGUCUACCACGCCAGCCCUUCUGACUGCGGUCUCAAGAAGUAA